GCCCUCCUCAGCGGCCUCAGACUCGCCGCUGGCCUCAGAGCCCGACACAUCAAAAUCAGGUGCGAGUCCAAGCUGGUAGUGGGCCAGGUUGAGGGUACGUACGAAGCAAAGGAAGGCCGAAUGAAGCAGUACAAACAAGCAGCGGAGGAGCUGCUGAAGGCGUUCGAAACCCACGAGAUCACACAGAUCCAAAGGGGGCCGAGAACGCCGAGGCCGACAUCCUCUCCAAACUCAUCUCGGACACCCCGGAGCACAUCUCCCAGCUAGCCAAGAUCGAGGAGUUGAGCAUGUCCAGCAUCCAUGUCAGCCCCGUCUUGUGUGUCCAACAGCGACCGGAGGACUGGAUCUCCGACAUCAUCACCUUCAUCACGACGGGGGAGCUGCCCCCGGACGAGGAGAGGGCCAAACUCGCCAAACUCAGGGCCCCAAGCUACACCAUUGAAGAUGGCAAACUCUACAAACGAUCCUAUAAUGGCACCCUCCUUCGAUGCCUGCACCAGGAUGAGGCCGACGUGGCCAUGGAAGAAGUUCAUUGUGGUGUUUGCUCCUCGCACCAGGGCCCUUUCAGCAUGUCCCGGCGUCUCGUCGUCCAGGGCUUCUUCUGGCCGACGAUGGCGCGAGACUCUGUGGACCUGGCCAGGAAGUGUACCACGUGCCAGAUACUCCAGAAGGCCCCUGGUCGGCCAGCCGUCAACUACGCCCCCGUCAGCACUGCUAUUCCGUUCUCAAGAUGGGGAUUGACCUGGUCGGCCCUCUGCCCAGAGCUGCCGGCAACAACCGCUACAUCAUCGUCGCAGUCGACUACUUCACUAAGUGGGUCGAAGCGGAACCCUUGGCCAGCAUCACGGGGGCCAGGUGUCAGAAGUUCGUUCACAAGAACAUUCUCACCCGCUUUGGUGUCCCCCAAGAGAUCAUAUCCGACAACGGCACCCAGUUUGAAGCGGCGCCCUUCCAGGAGAUCCUCCGAGAAUGGGGGAUAAAACACCGUUUCUCCUCCGUUGCCUACCCUCAAGGCAACGGGCAGGUUGAGAACGCCAAUAGAACCAUCAUGGAGGGGCUGAAGAAGAAUCUCCAGGACGCAGGAGGUAGUUGGGUCGACGAGCUCCCCAACAUCCUGUGGUGUUAUCGGACCACGCCGAGGAGGGCGACAGGUGAAACGCCCUUUGCCCUGUGCUAUGGCUUUGAAGCUAAGGCACCCACAGAGGUCACCAUUCCCAGCCGACGAGUGGAGCAGUAUGACCCAGAGGUUAAUGAGGAGAACAUGAAAAUCGACCUCCACCUGGUCGAAGAUAGACGCGAGCAAGCAUUCAUCCGAGCAGAGAACUACCGGCGUCAAGUAAAAUCAUACUAUGACGCCAAGGUACGCUCGAGGGAAUUUCAGGUGGGGGACUACAUCCUCCGCCGAAGGGAAGCAAUCCAGCCGACGGAGGGUGGCAAGCUAGCAUUGAAGUACGAAGGGCCCUACAUCGUCAGUGCCGUGGUCAAACCCGGCACCUACAAGCUUAAACGCCCGAAUGGGUCCAAUGUACCACGAACGUGGAAUGUACACCAUCUGGUGAAGUUUUAUCAGUAAUCCGAAGGAGGUGCAGACGGCGAAGCCCUCACCCCAUAACGGGUUACUGAUUGAACGCCACCCUCGGCCUCGAGCCACUUAUGAAUAAAAUCAUGUUCCUCUUGAUUUUUUCUUUGGAAUUUAAAGUAAAAUAUUAGCAGAUGCCCUCAUCAGCCACCUUAGAGCGAAAGACUCAGGUAUGGCCGACGUGGCACCUUGCAUUUGCAGCCUACGAGCGACAAGCUCAGGCAUACUCCAUUGUAUUUUGUAUCAGCGAAGGGCUCAGGCCUAGCUGAGAGAGCACAUCGUCCUGGCCCCGUAAGCCUAGAGUGAAACGCUCAGGUAUGGCCGACGAUGUCCCCAGGACGAUGGGCCCGCAAACGGCCCGCGUCUUGAAAUGGGAAGUUCACCGCGUCGUCCACGCGCCAGAUCGCAGGACGACAUGCCUGAAAUCAUGGCCGAGGUGGCAGAAUCCCCCCACUCAGGGUUGGGCAACGGCAGCCGUUGGAAACCAACUAAAAGUCUAGCCCGCGUCAUAAAUAGGCGACGAGACCCCCCUGAGAUCACGGACGUUAUAAACGAAGUCCGAACCGGCCGAAGGACGAGCACACCCUUCGGCCGAAGCCUGAAAGAAGGAUACUCCCCGAAAUAGGGAACGAAAACGGAAAUAAAAAAAAAUAAAAAAAAAGAGGGAAGCCGAGGACCGCGCGCACUUGCCGGCCUCGAGCAAUGAAAAAAUAAAAUCCCCACAACUCAUGCCAAACUUGGCUAAGUACAUAUCAGUUGAUCAUAAGUGUAGUACCACUAACAGGUGACAUGGACGACACGGCCACACGGCCAUCACACCACAAGGGAAUUGUCAAGGACGAAGCAUACGCCUAUAAAACCCUAACCAGAGUGGUUGGGUGACACGCGAGUGGUAACCUUCAUCGGCCACAGCUUUUUGAAGCACCAACACUUAGUAUGAAAUAAAGAAUUACAAUCCUGAAGAUGACCACCGGAAAAAUUGCCCAGGACGUAGCCGGCAGUAUUACACCCGCGGAAGAGUUAAGCAUUCAAACAACAAUCCCUACCGGCCACAACAUUCCGGAUGGCCGUUACAGGCACUAAAACCCAGGCGGUUGGCCAAGCGGAAGAUCUUUGGGAAUAUUUGUCCAAGUGUUUACCAAACACUUAGAGAAAAUUCCUGAGGAAAAAGGUUCCUUAAGAGAAUUCCGACACUUAGAGAAACUCUUGAGGAAAGCAAAAGGCACCCUCAUCGACCACAAAGCCAGACCUUGGCCGAUGAAGGUAGGGCCGUCUCUUGGACGACAACGGUACCACACAUAAGAAACUAUGUCUUGCAUUUAUACUUAGAAAAAUCUCUAAGUAUUUAAAGGGAGAACCUCUAGACGAAGCGGGCACCUGAGUACUCGCAGGCCGUUAGCUACCUAUGUCUUGCAUUUGUACUUAGGAAAAUUUCUAUGUUCAAAGACCUAAGUUCAAAUGACCCAAGGCAAGAAACGAAGACAUACAAGGCCGAAGGGGACAACAACCCGUGCACCCCUAUCGGCCACAACACCAGGAUGAUGAGAACACCCACCUACUUGAAGUUGGGUACUUAGAAAAAUUCUAAGACCAAACAACAAAAGGAAUGAGACAAUGACAAGACGCAGCGGACACCCCAGCAUGUCCGCUUCGGUCAUGACGGAAAGGAAGCACCUAAGUGGAUCUCAAACACUUGGAAAUUUUUUGAAGAAAUCCCAAGUGUUGCGACAACGAAGAAACGGCGGACAGGCCGAUAAGGCCACCAGACUAAAUUGACUACCUUACGGACGCAGCAAACACUCGCGGGUGACCUAAGUUGUUAACUUAACACUUAGACAAAUUUCAAAAUAGAAAAGGCAAAGGAAACAAGCAUAGACAUCAACAGCCGAAGAGGCUGGCAGAGCAUUCAUUCAUCAAAAUGUUAAUUACAAAAGGGGGCGCUACGGCCAUUACAUUCAGUUGGGCAAACAUUGGGAUGCUAUUAAUUACAAAUAAAAGAUAAGGGGAUGGCCGAUCACGCCUCCUGGGCGCCCUCAUCUGCAACAUGCUCAGCAUGGGUCUGCUCAUCGGCAUCCUCGGUUUCCUCCUCGGCCUCAGUGUCCUGACCGACAGCGACUGCAGAGCUCGUAGCGUCGUCGAAGAAAUCAAACUCAUCGUAGUCCGGCUCGCCGAGGCCGGAACUAUCGAUCGGGGCCUCCCUUUCCGAAAGAGGGAGCUUGGCCUGCUCCUCGGGAUCCUUCAUCAGCCUGGGAAGCCUCAGGAGCUUUAAGGUCACGCGCCUCGCCCACCUAGAGGUGUAGUUCAUCGCUUUAAGGGCACGCGCCAGCCGCCAGCACAGGAGCCUCUGCAUCCGUUGUUGGCCCAUGUUGUAGUACACGGACAUCUCCCUUUGAAAGUACUCCUGGCCGGCGGGGGAGUUCAUUCCCCAAUCCUCGAGCUUGGCGGCUACAACUUCAUAGCACCAGGGGAGCCGCUCGUCGGCCUUCCAGCCCUCGGCCAGGAAUUUUUGGACGGCCUCAUUAGCGGCCUUCACAGCAGCAGCCUCGGCCUCAAUCUUAGCCUUCACGGCCUCAGCAGUCCUGCGCCGCUCAACCUCAAGUGCCCUCUGGCUCUCCGCAAGCUUGGCCAGGGCAUCGUCCUUGGCUGCAGCAGCCUCAUCGGCUCUCUUCUGCAGAGCUUUGGCAUCCUCUCGAAGCCGAUCCAAGCAGGCCAUCGCCUCAUCGGCCGAGGCAGCCUUUUGCUCGAACUCCUUCAGGUGAGCAAUCUCCCGUUGCUGCCUUUUGUGGCUCUCCAUGAGCAUAAAAGCACCCUGCAAAACAAAGGCAAACCAAAACUCAGGCAAUGACUUCACACAGACGACAAGGAAAACAACAAGUCAAAGGGAAAGGAACUUACUUGGACGACGAGGUCCAUCCCGCCGUCAUAAAUCUUGACGUCCCCGAGCUUGUUGAGGUAGACUCGAUCCUUGACCGGCAUGGCCUGGGCAAGCACAUCAUGGCCGUCAACGCCAUCAUCGAAGACACCCCCGCCAACGGGGUACUCCACCACUUUCUGGUAAGUGGCAGUGGCAAUCUCCUUGCCAGCCCGUUUCAUCCGAGUCUCCUGGACGAGAGGGAGCGGUUGAACAACGGCGCUGGAAGGAGCAGCGGUAAGAUCCACAAUGGCGACAUCAGCGCCAGAACCACCAUCGUCCACAUUUGGGACGGACAGAACGCCGACCUCAUCGGCAAGGGAAGGAGACGGCGCCCUCUUCGUCUUCUUGGCGGGCUUCAGACCAGUCUCGGUCAGCUUUUUCUGGCCGUCAGUGGGAGGCCGUUUCUUCUUUGACUGGGCAGGCUUCGGGACCACACCAGCAGCAGCCUCGCCUCCCUCAGCCGCGGCACGCCUUGCCGCCUCGGCCGCCUCCGCAGCCAGCUCCUCGACCGCCUUGGCCUUGGCUAUGGCCAUUAUCGAACGGUGAUCCAUCACAAAGUCUACACAAAGGAAAAUAAACAGGUUAGCAAGGUAAAGGAACAAAAACAAAGGAAGAAAGCCGGAGGAGGUAUUACCAUCGGCUUCAGCAGGAAUGCCCAAAUCCGGGCCGUCGGCCUCCUCAAAGGUAGUGGUCAUCCUCGGCCACAGUUGGGCAUCGUCCUCCUUGUCACCAUACACAUAAUAUCUGAAGAAGCCGAGAGCGGUCAUCUUAUAUUCGGUAAUGUAAUCUUUCACGCUCCUCGGCCCCCCGUCCAAGAACGCCUCCACCUGAGCGUCCAAGAUCGAACUCUUCGGCGGGUCGUGCAGAUUGGACCUCCCAGUAUGGCCGAGAGAGGGAAAUUCAGUGCCGUUCUCACCAAGGGACACGAACACAAACUUACUCUUCCAACCAUGGAUGGACGAAGGCAAGCGCGUGAAGCUCCUCUUCUUCGGCAAUUGUUGGAGGGUAGCGUAGGCCGCACAGUUCUUGUGGCUUCCUCGGCCAAUCUGGUAGAGGUUCAUGAAGAGAGCUGUCGUCGGCUUGUAGCCCAACUCUUCACAGCGGAGCAAGAAUCCCACCAUCAACGAAUAGUUGUUCGGGGUCAGCAAGGCCGGAGGAAGUCCCACCAUGUCCAAGUAUUCCGUGAUGAAGGGAUGAAGGGGAAAUCUCAGCCCCUUAGCGAAGCUCAUCGGGUACACUCCGAAGUAUCCCGGUGGCGGAUGAAGUACAUGGUCCGUCGGCCUGGGUGCCUUAACUCUCCCAAACGGCCCCACAUACAUCUGCGCGACUAGGUAAUCGGCCGCGUUGCUCUCCGGCUUGAUGAGGUAGAUGUUCGUGAGAUCCAGGUGGGAGUACCCUGGCCCACUCCUCGGCCUCCUUACCCUCUUCGGCCUCUCUGCUCCCUUCACGGCGGACACCGGCUUCGGGCACGGAAUAGCAGUGGAAGUGGACGCCCCGUCCACCACUCGGGACGCACCUGCGUCCUCGCCUUCCGAAGACGAGGCAGACUCCUCGUCCUUACCCUCGUCGUCCUCUGGCUCUCCGGACUUAUAGGGGCUCAGGUGCUCUAUUUCCUCCUCAAACUCCUCAAGCACCUCGUAGUCAAGGGACCUAGUGGAGGGCUGGUCGUCGUAGGGGUAGUACUCCUCGUCCAAGCUCUUCAUCUUACAACUAAUAACGCCCUAAAGGUCUCUACUUUGGAUCUAAGUGUGAAUCCCCUAUUAACACUAGAUCAAAGGCCUAGGAAGCAAAGUAUAUGAAAUAUGAAAGGAACAGGUGAAGAACUGACCUUCGAAUAUUUGAAGAAACGGAAGAACACUUGAACAAACACCUCAGAGACUCUCUCUCUAGAAAUUUCAGCAGCACUUCGUGGGCACAGAUUGCAAAUGAGGUUACCGCAUCGGAAGGGGAGGGGUAUUUAUAGACCUCCUCUCCAACGGUCACUACACGUGGCACCAUAUCAGUGGCCACCUCAGCGGUCACCUCCCCAGCAGCCAAUGAGGUGCCACCCCUUCGGCAAUGGGCCGGGCUCGCGAACUAACCUACCGGCGGAGUAAAACCCUACGGAUCACACGGACAACGAACGCCCACAACGGCCUAUACGCUUGUCGGCUUCACAAAUGCCAGCAAAGCGCCCGCAACGGCUUGGAACGUCAUGAACGCCCGUAACGACCACAGAACCAAAGGAACAAAGAACCCGCAGCCAUCGGCCUUCGUAACGACCCCUGAUGAUAACUCUUUACAAGUGAUCUGCGCACAAGGGUUCUCCCACAGGGUUACCUUGGCCAGAAAAUCGCCAUAAGGGUUGGAUUCAGGGGCACUACGGAGAGGCCGCUUCGGCCAGGGACUCAAGCAACUCCUUCACCCCUCACACUCUUCGGCCUGAAGCAGUGGGGGACUGGGGGACUACAUCGGCCUCAACAAUACAGACAAAGGAAAAAUGCAAAGAACACAAAUGUAACCACAAAGCAUGGCCACAUCGUCCAUGUAUCACAACGGCGCCAAGGUUUUCGUGACUCCAUCUCCGGCCAAGUACUCUGGACAACACGGCGCCUCGUCGGCCAAAGGCACAUAACACCAUCAGCAACGGCCAACAGGCCACCUAAGGCAAGGACAUUCAUCGUCCUCCGCCAACAGUUAAUCAUAAUGGGCUCUUCGGCCAAGAACACGAAAUCCAAUUAGCGACGGCCAAAAGGAGUGCGCAAGCACCCUCAUCGGCCACCCAAAGGAAAGGACGCCCAUCGUCCUAGAAGCAAGGUUCAACCUCAACGGCCUCAUCGGCCCAAAUGUAAAUCUCAACCAUCAACGUCCAAGAAAGGGAAAACGCGCCUUCAACGGCCACCAUCGAAGCAGGACACUCAUCGUCCCCAAAUGAACACACCAAGGAAACAACGGCCUCCCCGUCCACAGCGAGGAGCAGGUAACGGCCAAAGCACAGAACAAGAUCACAAAAAUGGAAACAGCGCCAACGCCGCAACAGCUAACGGCCUGGGAGUGCCCGCAUCGGCCAAAAGCACCAAAACACGGGAAUCUACUCUCCUUCACUUCGUCUACGUCUCAGCUUAGAGAGUGGGGGACUCCUGAUGGAGUAUAUGGGUCUAAGCCCCAGGACCCACAUACUCAGACGAACAGAAAGCACAAGACACUGAGUGGUGCCCUCGUUGGCCAAGGGACCCCCGCCGGUCGGAAAGGUACCAACUCAGAAUAUGGUCCUGAAUCCAAGGAACCCGGGUGCCCUCGUCGGCCGCGCCCUCGUCGGCCACGAAGACCUCACAGAACCGGAUUUUACACUUACUCAUUUGUACAGCCCAUUAGUGGCUUUGUAUUCGGCCUAGUAGCGGUCCAGUUGUAAAUGGGCCUCCCAAGCCCAAGGCUUGGGAGCCCAGCCCGUAUUUUCCCUAUAAAUACUUCCUCUGGAGGUAGUUAUCAGGGUUACAAAAUCAUUCUAUUGAAGCAUAUUAUUGCACUUCUCUCUCUAGCUCUCACUUCUCUCUAGAUAUACUCUAUCAAUGAGUGUAGCUUUUAGAAAUUUCAAAUCUGAGCUGCGAACUGACUUUAUCUAUCAACAUGAGCAUGAGCUGCAGAAGUUAGCAUUACCUCCUGCGGAGUACAAACACAUUUCGAAGAAAGAAUGGAAAUUAUUUGUGAGGAAGACUUUCUCCGAAGAAUUUGUGUUAAGUUAUACUCUUACUCAAGAUUUUGUGCUAAGUUACACACCUACACUUUGAGUAUUUCUUUGUUUCAUUUUAGGAGAAAAACAAUAAAGCGAAAGAGCGCCGAAAAAAGCACAAAUUGAACCAUCGAUUGGGUUUUACUGGAUAUGGAGGCUUGAUUUUAAAGAAGCACGAAGAACUUGGAGUCAAUCUGGAAGACAUUGAUCGUUGUGAUACGUGGUUGCUUGGCAGGAAAAGAAAAGAUGGGACUAAUGAUGAUGAUGUCAAAGAAGUGGCAAAUGAAAUAGAGGACCUGAAGCGCAAAGUACAGGAGGGGUCGUUUUUGCCUAGUGGGGAUGCUGAUGUUCUUUCCAUUGCUCUUCAGAAAAAACCCAAUGGCAGUAGAGUUCAAGGGUUGGGACACUUCAUAACCCCAAUGCAAUACUUCCAUAAGCCAAAAGAGACAAGAACUAAUCGUGAAAAGGAGCAUGAGAUGUGUGAGCAAAGGUACAAGAUGAUGGUUAUGAAGUUUGAAGAAAUGAUGACACAAGUGUCGCAUGUCAUAAGUGAAAUUGGAAGUUCAAGUAUUCCCAACAAAUCUCCUAUUGUAAAGGAACUCCCCCCCACACAGCUCCAAGAAUAAGAAGCCCAAGUCAAAUGAGAGUGAAGAAGAAGGAGAUACAAAAGGAAAGCAAAAGGCAACUGAAGUGCCAGAAGAACAAAACUUGACUCCCCAGAAAAAACAUCUUGCAGCAGUUUCAAGAAAGUCCCCGAGAUUCAUGCAAAUGAAGAAUCUUCCCGAGGAGAGUGUAGUUAGGGCAGCUAACAACACAUGCAUAAGUGAAGCAUCACGAGAACAGGUUGUGAGUGAACUAGGUGCUACUAAAAUAAAGGCACUUAUAUGAGAAGAUGCUUGAAGAUGGAGGUAAUAUGCCAGUCCAAUUUUGCACGUCUGCUGCAAUACUGGUACCAUUGAAACCCUCAGAUGAGUCCAUUACAAGGAGGUCUCGCUAUAUAGCAGAUCUUUUGGGUGUUGGUUUGCCUGGACAAAUCACACUAAUUCCUUAUAAUACAUGCAAUCAUUGGGUGUUGGUAGCCAUUGAUGUUGUGGCAUGGACAGCGUACUAUUUGGACUCAAUCAGAGAGAAUCCAUCAGAAGAUCUGUCACUAAUUGUGAACCAGUUAAGUUAUCUUUGAGUGUCAUACAUUGUGGUACUUAAUCACAAUGCAUGUAUGUAGCUAUGCUUUUUUUUGUAAUUGUUUCAGUCAGAGCAUUGUGUUGAAAAAUAGACACUUUUUAAGUCAAUGAAAAAAUAAUGUACUCAUAUCUAACUUGUAUUUGAAUAUCAUGGGAGUGAAAAUUCAUCAUGCCUCGGUUUCAAAGAAGAGGUUAUCUCUGAAUUGGGUUACAGUCAUGUGCCCUAAGCAAACUGGUUCUAUGGAAUUUGGAUAAUUCUUGAUGAAGUACAUGAGUGACAUUGUAUGUGAUGUUAAUGUCUUGAAAAAGAAUUUGUCAACAAUAAAGGACUACUCUGAACAAGACAUCUUGCAAGUGUGUGAGGAGUGGGCAGCAUAUGCAACAAAAUUGGUCCUAAAAUGCGGUUCAUUGAAUGAUGGUCAGGAGUUCGUGUACUUUUGGAGUGAAGGAAAAUGCAAGAAACACUUUUGGAGUGAAGGAAAAUGCAAGAAACACUUUUGGAGUGAAAUUCUUUAAGAACUUUAUGUUGGGUAUACUUUUGUAGGUUCUUGUUUUGUGGAAUGUAAAACUGUACGUUAUGCAAUGCCCCGGUUAAUUGUUGCGUCAUUUUUGCUUGAAACUGAAAGCCUGCGCGGCUGCGCCCAUGUUGUUGUGGAAGUUGUAACCUAACAUGAAGAAUUAACAAUGAUGAAAUCCAAACACUA
Messenger RNA from Cuscuta europaea, 10087 nucleotides. The record is from the annotation of a GenBank genome assembly. NCBI's taxonomy places the organism in Eukaryota, Viridiplantae, Streptophyta, Magnoliopsida, Solanales, Convolvulaceae.